Molecule: messenger RNA, 1538 nt
Organism: Phoenix dactylifera (date palm)
Lineage: Eukaryota; Viridiplantae; Streptophyta; Magnoliopsida; Arecales; Arecaceae
Source: RefSeq, a predicted model, not a curated record
CACCGGACCCAUCGCUGGGUAAGAAGCCAACGGUAGUCAUCCUUCGUUGUUACCUACUUUGCUUGCCCCGCUCGCGUUCGCGCAGCAUCGCAUCAUGCCUUGGUCCCUCUCCCCGUCCUCGUGACCUCCGUCUCCGACUCCCCUCCCAUUCCCAACUUCCAAAACCCUAGCCCCAGCUUCCAUCGAAACUGGGCCUCGACCCCAUGCCCACCCCUUCUGCCAAUUUCCGCGAUACAUAGAACCGGAAUCCACCCCCAGCGCCUCGGAAUUCCGAGGAGAACCGAUGUCAGUCGCCACUGCUGCUGCCUCUGCUCAAAAUAUAUCAACAAUUCCACGUCCUGAUCGGUUUUACCCGCCGCCCACUCGGAGUUAUCUUGUAAAAAUCCGUCCUUUCUCCAAUUCUUCCCCUUCUCCAGGUCUUUUCUCGCAGGCGAGGCGGUUCGUGUUCGUCCAGAUGAGAGCCGUCCCCUGCCGGAAGGUGUCUCGGUGGAAAAUUGGUUCCUUGUUAUCAGGUGAGAGUGUUGAUGAGAGUCCACGGAGAGAUGUGCCGGAUCAGCUGAGCUUGGAUGAGCUCCUUCCAGUUGCUGAAGUGCUCUGCAUUGUUCCGCCUGCCAUCUAUUCGAUCGGUUGUCUUGUUGCUUCGGCGCUCCCAGGAGCGGCCAAGCCAUUCCAGGUCUUAUCGGGGAACAGGUUUUUUGUGUGCCAGUAUUUUCUCUUAGUCGGUGCUGUGGUGAUUGGAAAUGUGGUUCGUUGGAGGCAGUGGCGGCGGAUGUAUAGGGUGAAUGAGAAUGGGGUGAAUGUUGAUUUAGUACGAAGGGUUGAGAAGGUGGAGCAGGACCUGCAGAGCUCAGUGAAGAUAGUUCGAGUGCUGUCGAGGCAGCUUGAGAAGCUCGGGAUUAGGUUCAGAGUCAUGAGGAAGGCCUUGAAGGAACCGAUUAAUGAAAAUGCCACUUUGGCACAGAAGAACUCUGAGGCUACUCGAGCACUAGCAGUGCAAGAAGCUGUUCUUGAAAGGGAGCUUGGUGAAAUCCAGAAGGUCUUGUUGGCAAUGCAGGAACAACAACAAAAGCAACUUGAGUUAAUCCUUGCAAUUGGGAAAGCUGGGAGAGCAUUAGAUAGCAAGCGGGACUCUUUGUCAGAGCAAGGUAGCAUUGGAACAAGUAGUUCAGCUCUAGAGAAGGAAGAAGCAAAAGAGCUGGAAAUACAGUCAGGAAGACAUGCUGGAGGAGACAAUGUCGAAGCCUAGUUAAACUCACCUGCACUUUUCCUUCUCUAAAGACCUCGACAAGCCAUUUUUGUUUGAUGUAACAUUGAAAGCAGUGUAAUGAUGGAGGUGUUAUAAAGAAAUAAGGCUGUAAACACUGUUCCAGUUUGAUCUAAAUUGAAAGAAUAUUUUGGAAAAGAAAAUGCCACUGAGCAUUGGAUGCUCUAAAGCUGGAAUAAGCAUCUUGAACAAUGUACAACAUUCACUCUAGAUUAAUUUGUGCCACUUCUGAGCUCGAAUGAGCAUCCAUGGAAGAAGACAUCUGAAUUACUGA